AUGUUUGAAGAAAUUUAACUAAGUGGUAUUGUACCAAAAGAAAUAGCAUCUCAUUCUAAUAUUACAUUAAUUGGAAACUAAGUUGAAGAACAUUUUAAAUGCACAGACUCAUCAAAUACUUAAUUUAUAGAAGACAUAAUUUAUGUUGUGUAUGUUAUAUAUUGUAUUUAUUAAUAGAAAAGUUACAAAUGGUUAGACUGUUUCAAUUCAUAAAUAUGAUAUGAAGGAUUUAUUUCACAAAUCAAUAUAGUUGACUAGUGAGUACUUAAACUUUUCUCAUUUAAUUACUCAAAAUGGUUGUGUUAUAAUGAGAGACUAUGAUACUCCUUAUUUAUUGGUUGUAACAUAAACUGGAUAAAUCUUUUAUAAGAAUUUAAUUUCAAAUGCUUCAAGCAUAAUUAAGAAUUUAAUGGUGGAUAAUCAAAGAUUUAUGUGUCUGGCUAAAUCACUCAUAUACAAUAAUUAACUUAAAUUUUAUGUUAUAAGUGAUGCUGAUUAAUUACAUUUUAUAACUAUUGAUGUAAGAAGAGGUGAGAUUGUGAAAAGUAAAUAUUAACUAAGUUUUGGUACCAAAUUUUUGAGUAAAUUUUUUGGAACUCAAACUAAUGAUUGGAAGACUGCAUUUUAAAUUGAUGAAAAAUAAAUAAUCCAUUACUCUUUUUAAACAUAAUUUCAUUUACUUUAAAUAAAAGGAAUAGAUAUUAGUUCUAGACAUUUAUAAAUUGAAGAUAAUAUCAAAGUUAAAUAAAUAGAAGUAUUUUAACAUAAACCUAAUGGUUAAAUUACUUUAUGUUAUCUUCAUUAAAAUUAAUUGAAAAUAUAUUCAUUGAUUGGAAAUUAAUUAAGAAUAAAUUGUAUUAUUUCUUAAUUAGUUUUUUUAUAAAAUAUAACAUUUAAUAUAAGUAGUAUACAAAAUACUAUAAUUUUGAUUUAAGGAUGUGAAAUCUAUUCAUUAAGUAAUGAAAACAAUACUUUUGAAUUAGUUAAUUAAAAUAAAAAUCCUAUUUUAGGUUUUAUUAAUUUAAAUGAUCAAUUGUUAUUGUUUUAUAAAAAUCAUAUUUCAGUUAUUAAUUAAGUUUAAGAUUAGACAAGUUAAAAAUAAUAUCGUUUAAGAUAAGAAAUUUAUAAAUUUAAAAAGGAUGUAGAAAAUUAAUAUAAAUUAAAAGAUGAAGAACUAAUCGUAUAAUCAAUAUCUAUAGAUUCAUAUAUAAAAAAUAAGUUUGAUUAAUUUUAAACAUUAUUGAAAUUUAUGCAUCGUAAUUUAGAUUAAAAAAAAUUAAUCUAGUUGAUGAAAUAAUAAUCAAAUAAUUUUUCUAUUGAAAACUUUAUGAAUUAAUUAAUGGAUGAUUUAGAAGAUAUAUAUUAUUAUUUGAAACCAACAAUUUAAAUGUUAAAUUUAGAUUUUAAUUAGACUUAAAAUUAAUUGAUUCAAUAACUCAAUUAAUUAGAUCAAUUUUUAAUGUGCGUCUAUUAUGAUGAAUUCUAACCCUAAUAAGAUUUCAAAUAAGAUUAAUCUGUAAAAUUAUCAUUACUUAAAUCCUUAGUAAUAAAUCAACUCAAAGAUUAUUACUAUAUGUAUUUGGAAAUAUAUUUAGGUUUGGCUGUUCUAUACAAUAUUUACAAAAUAUAAUUUGAACUUCAAAAUGAUCAUAAAUUAUUUUAUGAUACUAUGUUACUAUUAACUUUAUGUUAAGAAAAGUCAUACAUAUCAUUUUAUGAUCUACUAAAAAAAUAAUUUUUAAUUGUUUCUAAUGAUAUUUCAUUACAAAAAUUAUCUACUAUUUAGAAUGUCAUAUAUAGAUUUAUUAGUUUAAUCUAUUCUGAAGUAUUCAGAGAUUUCCCAAUUCCAGAACAAUUAUUAUGUGAAGCUUUCAUAUAAAAUUAAAAAAAAUCAUUAAUAAAUCAAAAUAAUGCAAAAGAAAUUAUUAGAUAUUGUAAAGUGAGUUAAUAAAUAGGAUAAUAAUAAGAUAAUAUCAUAUAAUUUAUAAAUGAAAAUGAAGACCAAUAUCAAGAAUUAAAAUUGAGAAUCUCAUUCUAUUUAUAAUAAUAAUAAUAAAAUUUUUAAAUAGAAGAUGAAUAAGAGAUAAUAUUAAAAAAAUUAAUAGGUUAUGCUAUUAAAUAAGAACAAUAUUAGCUUUUAUUUUAAAUUCUGAAUUUGAAUUAAACAAAAUAAAUAAAUGAUCAAUUAUCCUUAAUGAUUGAUAGUGAUUAAUUGUUUAAAUGCUAAUUAAGUAAUAUUAUUUAUUUAUUUUAGAUGCAAGAACAACUGAUUAAAUUGCAGAAUUGUUAAUUCAAUAUUCACGUGAAAAAUGUCAUAAUUUGAAAAAAGCUGAAAAAGUACUUUAAUAUUACAGUUUUCUUAUGAAACAGGAAUCCAAAGACAAAGUAUAGAUUCAUAUCUAAUAAUUAGGCUUUUACAUUAUUGUUUGAGUAUAUUGUAAAUUUGGAAAUUUUGUUAUUCACUUUAAAAUAUAAAGAUGUUGCUCGUGGAGUAAAGACUUAAUUAGAUUAUAUAAAUAUUUUGUUAAAUCAAAUGGAAUUAUAAAGUAAACAAGAUUAAUUACCUUAUUCUAAAUAAUUAAUUUGCAAACUUAGCAAUUAAAAUUAUGAGUAGUUUAAGAAUCCAAAUAUUAUAAAUGAUAAAUCUGAGAUUGAUUCAGAAUCUCCCAAAAAUAUUAGGAUUGUUAAUUAAGAACAGAUAAUAAAAUUUAAGAAAUACAAAGAAAUUUAAAAUUUUGUUUGUACUAAUUAUACUCCUUAUGCAUAACUCAAUAAAGUAAUAGAAUAAUUGAUAUUAAAUGGAAAUCUCAAUUAAUUGAUUAAUGUAUUUAAAUUAAGUUUGGAUCAAAACUUUGAGAAAAAUAUAGUGUUUUUCUAUUUUAGUAAUGAAGGAUAGAGAGAAGAAUUACUAAAUGAAGUCAAACCAUUUUUAACUCAAAAAGAAUUUUCAAUAAUGUUAGCUAAAAUUUGUGUAGUUUGUAAUUUAAAUUUUGAAAAGUGCAAAGCAUUAUUUAAGAUGGCUUAGAGUUAAGAAUACUUCUUAUAAUAUAUGAUUAAUGUUGAUAAGGAAUAAAUAGCUUCUAUGAUAAUUUGA
This is a messenger RNA of Paramecium pentaurelia, 3094 nucleotides long. NCBI's taxonomy places the organism in Eukaryota, Ciliophora, Oligohymenophorea, Peniculida, Parameciidae. The record is from the annotation of a GenBank genome assembly.